AUGGUUUGGAGAAAGUUGCCUAUCUUGGAAUGGAGCUCGGAGAUGGCUCAAUCUGCGACGUCGGCAGCGCUAUAUUCCACCAGUUGCUUCUUACGCCUGGCCAUUGGACAGCUCAUUAUCGCGAUGAAAACGGCGUACGAAAGCAUAGGCAUAUUCCUUCUACCCUACGGUAUAUUUCAGCUCUUCGCAAUCAGCGUCCUCCUUCCUGCAUAUUUUGCACGAGUCUUGACUGGCUUGAUUCCAACCAUCCUCGGAACGAUCUGGUGUCUUAUUUUCCCGUGGGAUAAGCUCAUUGAACAGACCGAGUCCAGUCGGAGGCAGUCAGCAAUGUUUGCUCAACUUCAGCUUGAGGGAAAAUAUAUUUUCAGAGUUGGUGAUGUAGCUAGGGUCAACCGAUCUGGAACGGAGUGGAUGAGCGACAUUUUGUGGGAGGAACACACUGAGGAGUUCGAGGUUAUGCCUAGACUUCGCAAGGAGGGCCAUGAAAUUUACGCACUCGAUUGGAUCGGCCAUGGACGGAGCGACAAGCCCAUACAUAGGGAAUCUGUUACGUUUGAGCUUCACAUGCAAACAGUAAUGGCAUUUGUUAAUCAUGUACAGCUCCAAGGCGCUGUGCUGGUAGGACACAGUUGGGGCGGCUAUGUUGCUCUAUGUUGCAUUCCCCACCUGCCUUCGUCAUCAUGCAGUGGGCUUUUCCUCAUGAACUCAUUCAUGCCAUGCCAGCCCAAAGGAAUGGGCAUAGAUGGCCGUAUUAUUUACGGGUUCCGCUUUCUCCUCAGUCGAGUUCUAGAUGGCUAUAUUUCCCAAUCGACUCUUACGCGGCUCUUACUUUACGAUGUUCCAAGGCGAGAUGCUAAAGGCUAUGGUGCACCUUACCGGGACAUACCGGCGAAUGCUCGACCAAGUUUUGAGCCUUUCGAUCAUAUAAGUAUCGGGGUAUCGCCACACAUCCUGAGAUAUAUGCGUGAGAAGCCAUUGUGGAAGGCUUGUGAAGCCAUUUGCCCAAAAGGGUUCGCUGGUCUGAACAGCCUAGCCCUUCUAUCAGAGAGAGUUGACAGUGCAAGUCGUUACGUGCUGGAAAAUCGAAGUGGCGACAAGAAGGAGGGUACCGAAGGCCGGAUUAGAAGUGCCAUUGUGUUUGGAGAACACGAUCCGUUGGGAAGGGGUUACAAGAAAGCCCUUGCGUGUGAGAUUGGAAAAGGGAAUAUGGUGAACUGUGCACUAAACGGUAUCAUGAUCGAAAAUGCUGGUCACUACCCCAUGGAGGACAAGCCGGAGGAUGUGGCACAAUUGAUAGCUAGAUUUGUCUGA
Molecule: messenger RNA, 1311 nt
Organism: Penicillium cataractarum
Lineage: Eukaryota; Fungi; Ascomycota; Eurotiomycetes; Eurotiales; Aspergillaceae
Product: alpha/beta hydrolase
Exons: 3
Coding region: 1-1311 (436 amino acids)
Molecular function (GO): catalytic activity
Source: RefSeq, a predicted model, not a curated record